AUGUCCGAUAAUAACGAAACUUCAACUUCAAAAAAAUUAAAGUCCACCAAUUCUGGUAGACGCCCAAAAAAACCUAUUUGGAGAUUUUUUGAACAAGAGGAUGAAUUAGAUAAAGGACAUUAUGUUGCAACAUGUUUAGCGUUGAACCAUUCAAUUCGUGAAGCCAUCAUAUAUAUGGUAGAAAUACGCGAAAUAUCUUCCCUUAAUGCUACCAAUCCUAAAC
Molecule: messenger RNA, 223 nt
Organism: Funneliformis geosporum
Lineage: Eukaryota; Fungi; Glomeromycota; Glomeromycetes; Glomerales; Glomeraceae
Source: the annotation of a GenBank genome assembly